Messenger RNA from Pristis pectinata (smalltooth sawfish), 3639 nucleotides. It is a transcript of the gene prrc1, whose product is annotated as proline-rich coiled-coil 1. Bases 140 to 1417 code for a protein of 425 amino acids. Gene Ontology annotation, molecular function: protein kinase A regulatory subunit binding. The record is from RefSeq and is a predicted model, not a curated record. The transcript has 9 exons. NCBI's taxonomy places the organism in Eukaryota, Metazoa, Chordata, Chondrichthyes, Rhinopristiformes, Pristidae. Gene Ontology annotation, cellular component: cytoplasm. Gene Ontology annotation, biological process: activation of protein kinase A activity.
GGGCGCUGACGUUGCUGUGGUGACGCGGCCAUCUUGCGUGUCCGGGGCCGAGUGGCUGGCGGAGCUCGGAGGAUCUAUGCAGGUGACUAGACUACAUUUUAUCAUUUACUUACAGUAAAUUGUUAUUGAAGGAAAAAAGAUGAUGGAGGAAAGUGGGAUUGAGACAACACCCCCCAGCACCCCACCACCAAACGCUUCCAUGACUGCAAGCAACACCCCAGCCUCCACAGUUCUACCUAGCCCUUUACCUAAUCCCAUUACUACCUCCAUUUCGGCUUUACCUCCCUCAGCCUUUUCUACACCUCCUCCUCCUAGACCCCACUUGCCUCCUGCCAGGUCCUCUACACCCUUAACUGCUGUUGCUUCCCCUAUUCAUCCACCUACUGUUCAUUCUGGUGCUGCAGCUUAUGGCUUACCUCCUUCAGCACCUCCUGUGGGCUCUCCUGCUGGUCCUGUCUUUUCUGCACCUCCUGCAGGUCCACCCAUCACUGGUUUCUCCAUGACUACAAACUACGACAUCACUCGAGGUCAUGCUGGUCGAUCACCACAAACCCCACUGAUGCCAACUUUUUCUGCAUCCGUCACAGGAGUUGUGCCAAGUACCAUGACUCAGACCCCUGCUCCUGUGGGAGGUGGCUCCUCUAUUACUUUCCCUGAGGAAACUGAGGACCCCAGGAUGUCUGCACACCAUGACCAAAGUGGCGCUGGAGGAGGAUUAUGGGGCUUUUUUAAGGGCGUGGCAGGGAACCCAGUUGUGAAAUCAGUUUUGGAUAAAACAAAACAUUCUGUGGAGUCCAUGAUCACCACGCUGGAUCCAGGCAUGGCUCCCUACAUCAAAUCAGGUGGUGAUCUGGAUAUCUUGGUAACUUCCAAUAAAGAAGUUAAGGUGGCAGCUAUUCGAGAUGCUUUCCAGGAAAUGUUUGGAUUGGCCACCGUUACUGGGGAAGCUGGCCAAUCCAAUAUUGCUCCACAGCCUAUUGGGUAUGCAGCAGGAUUAAAGGGGGCCCAGGAAAGAAUAGAUAGUCUGCGGAGAUCGGGCAUGAUGCACGAAAAGCAGGUGACAGUUUCUGUUGAGAACUUCAUUGCAGAAUUGCUCCCAGACAGGUGGUUUGACAUAGGUUGCCUGAUCCUUGAAGAUCCAGCUCAUGGCAUUCGUUUAGAAAAUUUCACACAAGCAACACCAGUGCCUUCAGAAUUUGUGCAACAGGCUCAAAACCUUACACCAGCGGAUUACAACCUGAGAUGGUCUGGGCUGAUGGUGACUGUAGGAGAAGUGUUGGAGAGGAAUAUACCCCACGUCAGUCGCACUGAUUGGCACGUCAUGUUUACAGGCAUGUCUCGAAGACAGAUGAUCUAUAGUGCAGCUAAAGCUUUAGCAGGAAUGUACAAGCAGCAACUGCCAUCAAAGUCCAUUUAACCAUCAAAACAGCCACCCACUGUUCUAAGGGGACUCUUUAUAAAUCUCAGUGCACUCCCUGCACACAAACUGUUUAAACUUUGAUGUAUUUUUGUACUCAAAUCAAAAAGUGCAGUCCCUGAGGCAAAACUCUCCCAUCUGCCGGCAUAGAAACUGAUUAAUUGGAACAUUCCACAAACUGAAUGUGAUCCAAUAUAAUGGGAACUAUUUUGAAAUAUGCAGCAUUUUCUUUAUAUAUUAAAAAAACAUUUGUUAUAAUACCUUUGGUAGAUACUAUCGCAAAAUGGUACUUAAGCAAAUUGAGAUGCUAAGCAUUAGCAAUGCUUAUUGUUUAUAGUCUUGUCACUUAAUCUUAAUACACAUUUGUGUCCAAGAGUGACUUAAUGCGCAUGGAUUAACAUGCGGGUAGUUCUUUCUUGUCUCUAUCCUUGUAACAUGAGCUUAUAAGGUAACAGCAUUCAAAAUGAUGGAUAUAUGAUUUAAAGGUUGAAAAUUGUCAACCCUCUUUUGAAAAACAGCAAGUUUUCAGAUGAAUGGUCAGGAUCAGUUGUCACAAGGUUAAAUGAAAGACUUUAUUUAAAAUAAAAUGUAACUAUUAUCUUUGAAAACUCUAAUCGGACCUUCUCCAUUGCCAAGUGAAGCUAUUAGAGGGCUCAUUGGAAGGUUUUUUUUGGCCUAUUUUGUCAUUCUCUUUAAAAGAAAUAAAACUUAAAUAUCAUAAAUGACACUGGUAUUUCCUUUGUAAUCUUAAUUUAAUUUUGACAUAUUAUCAGCAUUGUUUUUAAUGAAUAUGCCUUUAUUGGGAAGAUGUUAAUUGGUUUCCACUGCAAUGUGCUGUACUGUAAUAGUUUGUAUAUAAGUAAUUGCUUCCUUGAAUCUUGCAAUUAAUCAUAAUGCAAGUAGUUUACAAAUAAACCAUGGCCAAAAUACUUCAGUGGUAUGAACUGAAGUUUUAAGCUGCUUUUACUGUAACUGCUUGCAUCAAGAUGAUCCAAAUGGCAACUAUUAAUUUAGAUGAUGUUGCCUGAUUGUUAAAUGAAGGCAAGUUGAAAAUGGUCCAGAAAAUAGUUUAGCUGAAAUUGUUUGCCAAAUAAGUGGAUCGCUGCAUUAAUUUGCUUCUUCCUAAUUCUACACUCUAAUUUCUGUGCAAAAAAAAUACUUGUAAUGGGACUCCAGUGCAAUUGUGAUCUUGAUAUUGUGCUUCCAUUUGGGGUGACAUCAGGAAGGAGCUCGCCCAGAAAGCUGGGGUGUGGGGCUGGAUGUCUGCAGUGGUGGAUGGGGAAAACAAUUAUAAAGUUCAAAGUCGUGAUGGGUUUUGUAGGCAAUAGUAUUAAAGAGUGCAGAAGUAACGGGUGGGUUCAUAUCACUAUCUAAUUAAAUGACAUAAUGGGGUUACCAGAUGUCCUCCUGUUCCCAUAUUCCAGCCUCAGAAGAGCCAAAUAGCUGCCUGUUUUCCUAUGUAAUGGGCUUGAUUUGGCUAAAUGGCCUCUUGUUUCAUUGUUGUUCUCUUCCUGUAGGAAGGGCCAUUUUGUAUGGAGCUUUAGAUGUUCUCCUUGUUUAUAAUUCCUAUUUAUGUUGUGGAGAUAAAUCAAUGAUUAUAUGCAGGUAAUGAAUUGAUAGUUGCACAUGCAGAAACAGAUAGCUGAUAGAUAUAUAUUGAUGCAAAAUCUUUAUUUUCUGUCCAAAGCUGCAUGUUUAGAUUAUUUGACACUGGAAUAUCUUGUUGCAAGGACAGUGACUUUUAUGCCCAAGUAUUGAAACAAGUUUUCCAUUUCAUUUGGAUUCAUGGUCAGCUGCUUGUGACACUGAUAAGAUUCAAGUAGAGCCCACAGAAAAGUUCUUGCACAUAUUAGUGAAAAGAGUCCCUUAUCAGAUGCAUACAAAAACAAAACUAUUAUACAGUGAAUUCAAUUCAGGGAACUUGAUUCGGUGUAGGUAUGAAACCAUUCCUCAGCAGAGAGAGACAAUGGCUUCACUGUGACCACCCAGCCUCCAUCCUUGUCCCCAUGGUCUUGUUUAUAUUGAUUCUUUGAGUGCCUCUCAAAUGAAGAUCUGAUCCAAUGUAAAAUUGUUCCCUUCCCACUUAGACAUUUAUUUCAUUGUUAUCUGGAAGUAAUUGCCAACAUUUCAUGUAUGCCACUGUGCAAAUUUUUGUUAUUUGGAUCUAUCUCAAUGUUUAUAUUUUAAUCUUAUUUUGUAAUAAAAUUACCUUUGGAAAUGUG